CUCUUUGCAUUCUAUCUUGGUUCACUCACGUUUGUGAUGUUUUUUGAAUAAAAUGACAUAAUCGUUAAAAAAAUCUUUAGUUCUUAGUAAAUAUUGUGAUUUAUGAAAGAAAAGUUCAUCAAUUUACAGAUAUUCUAAAAACUUUCAUAAUGUCGAGUAAUGAAAAACCAAAUGUUGAAAAACCUGGUGAUGGAAUCCGUUCUAUGAGAUCAAGUACAGCAUUUAGAGUUGUUAAUUUUGAGCUGUAUGCUAAGCCAAACAUUGUUAUCAUGAGUAUAGGCCUCACAUGCUUUGGCCUUACUUUAGGUUACAUUGCAUACAUGAGGCAUAAAUAUGAAUCUUUGGGAUACUAUGCAGCGGUUGAUAAGGAUGGGAAAGAAAUAUUUGAAAAGAAGAAAUCUAAAUGGGAUUAAUAUUAAUGAAUGUUAAAAUAUGUUGAAAUAUAAGUGUAAUGUCAAGAAUUUUGUUAGUAAAUAAAUUAUUUGCACCACAAA
Cydia pomonella (codling moth) is the source of this 494-nucleotide messenger RNA. Its product is annotated as small integral membrane protein 8. The transcript is spliced from 2 exons. NCBI's taxonomy places the organism in Eukaryota, Metazoa, Arthropoda, Insecta, Lepidoptera, Tortricidae. The record is from RefSeq and is a predicted model, not a curated record. Bases 150 to 413 code for a protein of 87 amino acids.